AUGGACAGCUCCUCGGUCGCAUGGCCCCUGAACGGCUCCGGGAGCCAGGAGAAGGCAGCUGGGGAUCAGCUCUCCGGGCGGUUCCCGACCAUGUGGACCAUCGUCUUGGCCGUCCUCAUGGCUGUGUUGAUCGUGGCUACCGUAGUUGGCAAUGCCUUGGUAAUGCUGGCUUUCGUGGCGGACUCUAGCCUGAGGACGCAGAACAACUACUUCCUUCUGAAUCUGGCCAUCUCCGAUUUCCUAGUAGGUGCCUUUUGCAUUCCGUUGUACGUACCCUACGUACUAACUGGGAGAUGGACAUUUGGAAGGAGCUUUUGCAAACUCUGGUUGGUGGUUGAUUAUCUGCUGUGCACCUCUUCGGUCUUCAACAUUGUGCUGAUUAGCUAUGACAGAUUCCUCUCAGUGACAAGAGCGGUGUCAUACAGAGCUCAGCAAGGGAACACCAAUCAAGCUGUGUUCAAGAUGACUAUGGUUUGGGUCUUAGCCUUCCUGCUAUAUGGACCCGCAAUUAUCAGCUGGGAAUACAUAUCCGGUCAAAGCAACAUACCCGAUGGGGAAUGCUAUGCCGAAUUUUUCUACAACUGGUAUUUUCUCAUCACAGCCUCCACGAUUGAGUUUUUCACCCCUUUCAUCAGCGUGAUGUUUUUCAACUUGAGCAUUUACCUGAACAUCCAGAAGCGCACCAGAGCCCGCUUGGAUGUACAGCACGAGACCCAGAACCAGAACUUUGUAGAAGAGAUUGAGAUGAGCCCUGAGGCCAAGCUCUCCAUGAAAUGCUGCAGGUGGGAGCCGAGAGAUCAUGCAGAAACCCUGGAUGUCCCAAAAUGGGAUGCCCAAGAGGAAAAUAUCAAAGAGAGUACAAAUGUCAAAUAUUCACAGGCCGCAAGCACGGAGAGUGCCGGGCCUCCCAAUAGCAAACUGAAACUCUGCAGUAAAAAGAACGACAAACACUCAGCCUCUACUCUUUCUCUGGAGAAACGGAUGAAGGUGGUCUCCCAGAACAUGUCUCAGCGUUUUAGGCUCACCAGGGACAAGAAAGUAGCCAAGUCUCUGGCAGUUAUUGUGGGGAUUUUUGGCCUCUGUUGGGCACCGUACACCCUUCUCAUGAUUAUCCGAGCUGCUUGUCAUGGCCACUGUAUCCCCGAGUACUGGUAUGAGGCCUCCUUCUGGCUUCUGUGGGUCAAUUCUGCCAUCAACCCUAUCCUUUACCCGCUCUGUCACUACAGCUUCCGGAGGGCUUUCGUUAAGCUCUUGUGCCCCAAGAAAUUAAAAAUCCAGCCUCACAAUUCACUCCAGAAAUGCUGGAAGUGA
Molecule: messenger RNA, 1311 nt
Organism: Rhineura floridana
Lineage: Eukaryota; Metazoa; Chordata; Lepidosauria; Squamata; Rhineuridae
Gene: HRH3
Product: histamine receptor H3
Exons: 3
Coding region: 1-1311 (436 amino acids)
Biological process (GO): adenylate cyclase-activating adrenergic receptor signaling pathway
Cellular component (GO): membrane
Molecular function (GO): histamine receptor activity
Source: RefSeq, a predicted model, not a curated record